This is a messenger RNA of Vicia faba (fava bean), 510 nucleotides long. The record is from the annotation of a GenBank genome assembly. NCBI's taxonomy places the organism in Eukaryota, Viridiplantae, Streptophyta, Magnoliopsida, Fabales, Fabaceae.
AUGGUCAGACCUUUCGAGAUGAUUGGUGACAUCAAUAACCGAAAAGAGCUGUGGAAGCUCUCCGUUAAGAUACAUCAUAAAUGGAAAGUGUCGAUGACUAACAAGAAACAUUUUGAUAUAGUGGUGGUAGACAAACAAGGCCAUGACAUUCAUGUGGUUGUUUCAAUUAUAUUUAGGCAAACAUUUGACUUUGUUUUAUCCGUUAACUUGAUGUGCAUGAGGUCAAACUUUCAAGUAGUGCCAAAUGACUUGACGUUCAUACCUACAAACCACAAAUAUAUUUUGAAGUUCACUAGUGGAAGCACCAUAGGAGAUAUCGACAAACACGACAUCCGUGAUAAGAUGACCAACUUGACCCCAUUUGCUGAUAUCAUUUUGAGAAAAUGGCACAAGCAUCUCCUAACUGACAUCAUCGGGGUUGUUGAUGAAAUUGGAUACUCCCAGUCGCAAAUGGGUGGGAAGAAACCACAAAUUAACUUGGUCUUGAGAGAUUUGGAGUAUGUUUCUUAA